Messenger RNA from Rhea pennata, 3030 nucleotides. It is a transcript of the gene SATB1, whose product is annotated as SATB homeobox 1. The transcript is spliced from 11 exons. The record is from RefSeq and is a predicted model, not a curated record. Gene Ontology annotation, molecular function: DNA-binding transcription factor activity, RNA polymerase II-specific; RNA polymerase II cis-regulatory region sequence-specific DNA binding. NCBI's taxonomy places the organism in Eukaryota, Metazoa, Chordata, Aves, Rheiformes, Rheidae. Bases 11 to 2365 code for a protein of 784 amino acids. Gene Ontology annotation, biological process: chromatin remodeling; regulation of transcription by RNA polymerase II.
GGGACUGAGUAUGGAUCAUUUGAACGAGGCAACUCAGGGGAAAGAACAUUCAGAAAUGUCUAACAAUGUAAGCGAUCCGAAGGGUCCACCAGCCAAAAUUGCGCGCUUGGAACAGAAUGGGAGCCCAUUAGGAAGAGGAAGACUUGGAAGUACAGGAACUAAAAUGCAAGGAGUGCCUUUAAAACACUCUGGACACCUGAUGAAAACUAAUAUUAGAAAAGGAAGUAUGCUUCCAGUUUUCUGUGUAGUGGAACAUUAUGAAAAUGCCAUUGAGUAUGAUUCUAAGGAGGAGCAUGCAGAAUUUGUGUUGGUGAGGAAGGAUAUGCUUUUCAACCAACUGAUUGAAAUGGCAUUGCUAUCACUGGGAUAUUCUCACAGCUCUGCUGCCCAAGCAAAAGGGCUAAUCCAGGUUGGAAAGUGGAAUCCAGUUCCCCUCUCCUAUGUGACGGAUGCCCCUGAUGCUACAGUAGCAGACAUGCUGCAAGAUGUUUAUCAUGUGGUCACAUUGAAAAUCCAGUUACACAGUUGCCCUAAACUAGAAGACUUGCCUCCUGAACAAUGGUCUCACACAACAGUAAGAAAUGCUCUGAAGGACUUACUGAAGGAUAUGAACCAGAGUUCAUUGGCCAAGGAAUGUCCCCUUUCACAGAGUAUGAUUUCUUCCAUUGUGAACAGCACUUACUAUGCAAAUGUCUCAGCAGCAAAAUGUCAGGAAUUUGGAAGGUGGUAUAAACAUUUCAAGAAGGCAAAAGAUAUGAUGGUUGAGAUGGAUAGCCUUUCUGAACUAUCCCAACAAGGUGCCAACCAUGUCAACUUCGGUCAGCAGCCAGUCCCAGGGAACACAGCCGAACAGCCUCCAUCCCCUGUUCAGCUUUCUCAUGGUAGUCAACCAUCUGUUCGGACCCCGCUUCCAAACCUGCACCCUGGACUUGUAUCUACUCCUAUUAGCCCUCAGCUGGUAAAUCAGCAGCUGGUAAUGGCCCAGUUGCUGAACCAGCAGUAUGCAGUGAACAGACUUCUAGCCCAGCAGUCCUUAAACCAACAGUACUUGAACCACCCUCCUCCUGUCAGUAGAUCCAUGAACAAGCCGUUGGAGCAGCAGGUCUCAACAAACACAGAGGUGUCUUCCGAAAUCUACCAGUGGGUCCGUGACGAACUGAAACGAGCAGGAAUCUCACAGGCAGUAUUUGCACGUGUGGCUUUUAACCGAACUCAGGGCUUGCUCUCAGAAAUCCUCCGAAAGGAAGAGGAUCCCAAGACUGCCUCGCAGUCCUUACUGGUAAACCUUCGGGCUAUGCAGAACUUCUUGCAGCUGCCAGAAGCCGAACGAGAUCGAAUUUACCAGGACGAAAGGGAAAGGAGCUUGAACGCAGCCUCUGCCAUGGGCCCAGCACCUCUCAUAAGCACACCGCCUAGCCGUCCUCCACAAGUCAAAACAGCUACUAUUGCUACAGAAAGGAAUGGAAAAACAGAAAAUAAUUCCAUGAACAUUAAUGCUUCCAUUUAUGAUGAGAUUCAGCAGGAAAUGAAGAGAGCUAAAGUAUCUCAAGCGCUGUUUGCAAAGGUUGCAGCAACCAAAAGCCAGGGGUGGCUCUGUGAGCUGUUACGUUGGAAAGAAGAUCCCUCACCAGAGAACAGGACCCUCUGGGAGAAUCUCUCCAUGAUCCGAAGGUUCCUCAGUCUUCCUCAGCCUGAACGAGAUGCCAUUUAUGAACAAGAAAGCAAUGCAGUUCAUCACCAUGGUGACAGGCCUUCCCACAUUAUCCAUGUUCCAGCAGAACAGAUUCAGAGCCCCUCUCCCAGCACCCUUGGGAAAGGAGAGCAUAGAGGCGCUUUCUUACCAGGCCUGCUGACCACUGGACCGUGGCUGGGUGCUGCUCCGCAGCAGCAGCAGCAGCAGCAACAGCAACAGCAGCAACAGCAACAGCAACCAGGUCCCAGACUACCCCCAAGGCAACCGACAGUAGCAUCACCAGCUGAAUCUGAGGAUGAAAAUCGUCAGAAACCGCGACCACGAACAAAGAUUUCUGUUGAAGCCCUCGGGAUCCUACAGAGUUUCAUACAAGACGUAGGCCUGUAUCCAGACGAAGAAGCAAUCCAGACUCUCUCCGCUCAGCUUGACCUACCCAAGUACACCAUUAUCAAGUUCUUUCAGAACCAGCGAUACUAUCUCAAGCACCAUGGGAAGCUGAAGGACAAUUCUGGUUUGGAGGUGGAUGUGGCAGAAUACAAGGAGGAAGAGUUGCUCAAGGAUUUAGAAGACAGCAUCCAAGACAAAAAUGCAAACACGCUUUUUUCAGUUAAACUAGAAGAAGAGUUAUCAGUAGAAGGGAACACAGAGAUUAAUGCUGAAUUGAAAGACUGAUCUAAAGUAUUAUUUUCAUUCAACAGUGCCACUGGUAUUUACUAAUGAAAUGAAAAUUCCAUCUUGCGUUCUGUCAAAAACCUUUAAUAUUCAUUGUUUGGCCAAUGAAUCUUCCAAAACUUGCACAAAAGUUGAAAAAAGGAUAAUGCAGACUGCACUAGAUGUUUUACUCUGUUUUACAAACUGCUUCGCAGCAACAGAUGAAGCGUUGAGGAUUGUUUGAUAUUAAUUUGUGUUCACUGGAUACACUGUGAGUGUACCCAAUAAGCAUGAUACCAGUGAUUUUGAUUCUGGAGCCUUCAGACAAGCAUUACAACUUUUGUGAUUUACUGUUUUUUGUUUCUGUUUUGUUCUUGUUUUUUAAUUAUUACUGUAGCACUCCACACUUGAUCUUUGGAAACUCACAUUUAUUUAAAAAAAUAAAAUAAAAGAGUUUGUUACUCUUGUUCUAUUGUAUGUUACAAAAGAACUAUAGACUGUGGAAUGCAGUUUAAAGAUAACAUAUGCCAACAAAUGCCUUGUAUUAUAUGGCACUGCCGUAAUUCAGAUUUGUUUUCUUUUGGAAAUAAAGGUCACUGUAUUUUUUUUUCCAUUCUCAUUGUUACAUGGUUUUAAAGAAAAUGAAAAAGAAAAUGUGAAACACAAUUUAGUCCUCAUUAUUUAUU